This is a messenger RNA of Opisthorchis viverrini, 699 nucleotides long. RefSeq lists its product as hypothetical. The record is from RefSeq and is a predicted model, not a curated record. Gene Ontology annotation, biological process: intrinsic apoptotic signaling pathway. The transcript is spliced from 4 exons. Lineage: Eukaryota; Metazoa; Platyhelminthes; Trematoda; Opisthorchiida; Opisthorchiidae. The coding region runs from base 17 to 556 and encodes 179 amino acids. Gene Ontology annotation, cellular component: mitochondrion.
GCCUUGGUAGGAUGUGAUGUUUCUUCGGAGUAUGAUACCACCUUAUUUUGUGAGACUAAAAAGUCUAUCUUCGGGCCUCCGCUGGGCCGGUUUUUCUUCCUCACAAGGGGAUUUGAGGCAACCCCUAAGGCUCAGUCUCUCCAGGAAACAGAACCCUGUCGAUCACCCUCGCACCGUGCAUCCUACUUUUGGACCUGUGGAUCCCGUAUCGAAUAUACGGCGACUUCAGUUUGCCUCAGGCGGUGCUCGGACGUCGCUUCAACAGAAAUAUUACUACUUUUAUCAGGACACUUGGGACUGGCUUGAUGCAUAUUGGACUUCACACAACAAAUUAUACGCGGAGGAGAAAGCCAAAUUUCUAGGGAUUAACGAUGAGAACGGCUCAGUUUCUGAAUUCAACCGUCGCUUUUUGAUCGAAAACCAACCCUUGCAACUGCGUUUCAACCUACAAUGGUAUCGACGGAUCGCAUAUAUAACUUAUCUCGGAAUCCUGGUUGAACUGCAGUGCAUAUUCACUCGGUUGUGGACAACGCUGACGGGGAAAAAGCAUCAUUGACCAUUGCCUUAGGACCGCGUGCUACACACCACCGAUGAUUUCAUUUGGCUGUUCAAUGCAGAGUACCGGCUUUCUUCGCAUGUUCGGUCCUACUUUGUACAUGUUGCUGUUGAUCUUUCCCACAAAUAUAUGGCUGAUGCUAA